Molecule: messenger RNA, 4729 nt
Organism: Eptesicus fuscus (big brown bat)
Lineage: Eukaryota; Metazoa; Chordata; Mammalia; Chiroptera; Vespertilionidae
Gene: VDR
Product: vitamin D receptor
Exons: 10
Coding region: 138-1421 (427 amino acids)
Biological process (GO): multicellular organism development; negative regulation of transcription by RNA polymerase II; cell differentiation
Cellular component (GO): nucleus
Molecular function (GO): zinc ion binding; vitamin D response element binding; nuclear receptor activity
Source: RefSeq, a predicted model, not a curated record
GCGCAGCCAGACCUCGCCGGGAAUGCGGAGCAGCGUGCCCACCCGCCAGACCAGAGCCCUUUUGGUCAGAAGUGUCUGCAAGACCUCACAGAAGGGCACCCCUGGGCUCGCCUUACCUGCCCCCUGCUCCUCCAGAGAUGGAGGCGAUGGCGGCCAGCACUUCCCUGACUGACCCUGGCGACUUUGACCGGAAUGUGCCUCGAAUCUGUGGGGUGUGCGGAGACCGAGCCACAGGCUUUCACUUCAACGCUAUGACCUGUGAAGGCUGCAAAGGCUUCUUCAGACGCAGCAUGAAGCGGAAGGCGCUGUUCACCUGUCCCUUCAAUGGGGACUGCCGCAUCACCAAGGACAACCGCCGCCACUGCCAGGCCUGCCGGCUCAAGCGCUGUGUGGACAUCGGCAUGAUGAAGGAGUUCAUCCUGACCGAUGAGGAGGUGCAGCGGAAGCGGGAGAUGAUUCUGAAGAGGAAGGAGGAGGAGGCCUUGAAGGACAGCCUGCGGCCCAGGCUGUCGGAGGAGCAGCAGCGCAUCAUCACCAUCCUGCUGGAUGCCCACCACAAGACCUACGACCCCACCUAUGCCGACUUCAGCCAGUUCCGGCCUCCGGUUCGAGAACCUGAGGGUGGAAGCAGCAAUGUGUCAGGGCCAUCCUUGAGACACAUGCCCAGCUUCUCUGGGGACUCAUCCUCCUCCUGCUCAGAUCAGUACACCUGCUCCCCAGACCUGAUGGAGCAGGCCAACUUCUCCAACCUGGAUCUGAGCGUAGGAAACUCAGAUAACUCUUCUGUGACCCUAGACCUGUCCCAGCUCUCCAUGCUGCCCCACCUGGCCGACCUGGUCAGUUACAGCAUCCAAAAGGUCAUUGGCUUUGCCAAGAUGAUCCCGGGAUUCAGAGAUCUGACCGCUGAGGACCAGAUUGUGCUGCUGAAGUCAAGUGCCAUCGAAGUCAUCAUGUUACGCUCCAAUCAGUCCUUCACCAUGGACGACAUGUCCUGGACCUGUGGGACCGAUGACUACAAGUACCGCAUCAGUGAUGUGGCCAAAGCUGGACACAGCCUGGAACUGAUUGAGCCACUCAUCAAGUUCCAGGUCGGUUUAAAGAAACUAAACUUGCAUGAGGAAGAGCAUGUCCUGCUCAUGGCCAUCUGCAUUGUCUCCCCAGACCGCCCCGGAGUGCAGGAUGCUGCGCUGAUCGAGGCCAUCCAGGACCGCCUGUCCAACACACUGCAGACCUAUAUCCGCUGCCGCCACCCACCCCCAGGCAGCCACCAGCUCUAUGCCAAGAUGAUUCAGAAGCUGGCUGACCUGCGUAGCCUCAACGAGGAGCACUCCAAGCAGUACCGCUGCCUCUCCUUCCAGCCCGAGUGCAGCAUGAAGCUCACACCUCUCGUGCUGGAGGUGUUUGGCAAUGAGAUCUCCUGACUCCAGCACCCUGUGGUGGCGCCUGGGGGGGCUGCUCCUCUAGGGCUUCGUGACCGGGCCUGGGGAUGACUGCCCUUCCCACCCACUCCCAAGUAUAGCCCCUCCUCUCCCACCUUUUCUCCCUGCCCAACCUAACACCGGGUCCCCGAUAUCUAUAGGCCACAGGCUGACCCCAGUCCCUUACGACCUCAAUUAUGAGGAGUUGCUGUUUAUUCGACAGAGAGACUCAAGUCGGGGCAGAGGGCAAAGGCUGAAGGCAGGACCUCACCUGGGGAUGCCCCCACCAUUCCAGAAGUGGCUGCUGGCUGGUGCCCAGGGUUACGAAAGGAAAAACAGGCGGGCAGGAAAAACACACCCAUUCCUCAGGGACAGAUACCCAUACCUCCCCCCGAUUCAGGUCCACAGGUCCAGAGCCUAGUGGGGAUCUCCCUCCCCUGCACCACCAUGAUAAAGAACUGGCCACAACCCCCACUUUAUCCCCACCUCAUCCUGCCACCAGGCUGUGCUGCUCUGUCUCAGGGCAGCAUGCCAUGAUGGGGCCUUCUCCCUCUGUCUUCCCAUCCCUGGCCUGUCUAGGAUACUCACUGCCAAGAAGGACCAAAACCAGGGUGACUAAGGUCACAACUCCCCCCCACCCUCACCCAUCUCUGCUGGCCAAAGUACACUUGCCUUUCCCUCAGAGCCCACUUUCAUCCCAUCACCAUGGUAACAUUCUCCUAGGAAGUAGCUAUGGUGAGGGAGCUUUCUCCCCAUGGCUGGGCCACUGGCCCAAAACCCACCUGCCGAGAGAGCCAAGGAGGGAAGAAAGCAGGGCCCAGGUGGUGGGACACAGGCAAACCCUGCCUCACAGAAGAGUCGUGGAUGGUGGCCACAGCUGUCCCUGUCACCAGCCCCCUGGCUCCUCAGCCUGGAUCUAAGAGGUUCGUUGAGGCAGGAGCUCUCCUUGCAACAAUCCACGUGGCAGGACUGAGUUGCCCCUAGGUUGCAGGGAAGCACCAAGCACCGUCCUCACCCUCCCUGCCAGUGCCUUACCUCCCACCCCAGAGAGAGAACCCGCUGCAAGCUCCCAGGCCCUCCCACUGUGGGACCUCACCCUAGGAUGGCCAAGGAUGACCCAAAGAUCUCCGCACUCUCCCAACCACCCCAUAGCCUAGAGAAGCAGUGCCCGCUCUGUUACCAGUGGGGGCCAUAUCUUUUCCACCUGGUGGGUGGGAUGGAGGUGAAGACCUUCCAGACCCCAACAGCCUAAGUCACACGCUCCCUGCCCACCUAGCUGUAGUUCUCAGGUGGCCAUUCCCCCAGGAGACCCAGUUGCUGUGCUCUGAGACCUCAGGGUGUGGAGAAUGGGCUGGCCUCAGCCGGGAGAAUGGGCUGGCCUCUGUGCCUAGUCGGAGAGCAUUUAGGGGUGGAGUUGUGUGGGGCUGGUUCCCCUCUUAUUCUUGCUCCACCACCCCAAAGUCAUAAGGAGCCUGGCGGGCAGGGUGGGGGUGGGGUACAUAACUUCAAACUUCGUGUUCUUCGUAGCCAGCCCAGCCCAGGAGGUGGGAACUCUAGGCCCAUUUACUCUGGGGUGGGGUUCCUCAGUGUAGGCGUGUGGGACCAACAUAAAGGGUUCUCGCAGGAGCCCCAGAAGGUCCUUCAGAUAGUCUCUUGAGUUUGGUGGACACAGCCAUAUUCGAUGUCUCAAUAUGGAGGAGUUCGUAUCAGUACGAUACCUUCCCACCUGCAUCUGUGUCCCCUGAAAAUGCUGGGAGCAACCCGACUUACCACAGCCAGAGCCGUCAGUGCCCAGUGUUUCCUCAGAUGGGAAACAUCUGGCAGCCACAUUCCUCGUUGCAGAAUACCAUCCUUAUGGCCGAAUCUUGUGCUUAUUAGAUGUGAGUUGUUUUUGGAAUCUGUCUCCAUUUCGUACUACACUCUAAUAUAGCGGGUAGUAGGCACCACUGAUUAAGAGAUAUUUAUGGGGGGAGAACUUAUAUUGUGAAAAUGCUAUACAGUAAUUAUUGUUGUUAUUGUUGUUGUUUUGUAAAUUUGGGGGAGACCCUUGUUAUUUGAUUUUUAGCUGCCAAACACAUUGGUCCAGCUUGCUGUUCAGUGGGAGAAAAAGUUUGAAAGUCGCUAAGGUCAUUUAGCCUCCUCAUUAAAGAAAACUGCCGCUUGGAGGAGGGCGUGGACUCACCCCAACUCAUAUAACUAGUUAGAAGUAGCGCCAAGACUGGACCCCGACUUUGGGCUUAAGGUCCAGUGCUCUUUUCACUACACCACGCUUUAGCUCAGACCCCAUUGCUCAUCCCCCCAGUGGCCAACCCAAUCCUUUGGGGGAAGUGCUGGAUUUUAGACAGAGCAAGUCUAGAUCCCAAACCCCUGCCUCCCUUCCCUGAGUUGUCACCCCACUGACCCCUCAGGAGGUGAGGGACAGCUCAGUCUGUGUCUCACUGUGAAUCAGAACCCCCACCCCCAAUGUGGCCCUGGCCAGAUGGGGUCUCUGCCUCAUCCCUUCUAAUGCUGUUGCCUUAUCAAUAAAGUGCAUUUGUCUUUGUGAUGUCUCCACCUUCCCAGCUCUCCCCCUGGUCCUGCUUCCUCCAGGGGCCCAACUGGACAUGGAGAACAACAGCUCCUCAGUCCUGGGCCCCACAACAACCCACCCCACUCCCAAAGGGAAUUCUGGGAGCUGAGAUGGAAAAAAAAAAAAAGGAAAAGUGAAGUUUCACGGGGCUGAAUUGGAAGGAAAUGUGAUGAUCAUCUAAUGAGAGAAGGUGAAGGCAGGUGUUCAUAAAUCAAAAACUUUUAAAGUACAUUAUUGGAAACUCUAGAAAGUGUGUGCCCCAAAAUGCCAACUAGACAAGAUUCCAGGAGGAGCUCCUUCUGCUGCCUAACUGGGAAAAGUGGGAGAAUCCAAGUAAGGCGAACAGAGAAGACUGGGGUGUACGACAGACUUGGUGAAAGCUGGGAAUGAAGCGGCAAAAGCAGGCUUUAUUUAGUUAGUUAACCCUCACUCGAGGUUAUUUUCCCAUUGAUUUUUAGGGGGAGUGGAAGAGAGAGGGAAAGAAAGAAAGAAAUAUCCACGUGAGAGAAACGCAUCAAUUGGUUGCCUCCUGUACAAGCCCUGACCAGGGCCCUAGGCCAGGGAGGAGCCUGCAACCGGGGUUCGUGCUCUUAACCAGAAUGGAACCCGGGACCCUUCAGUCCAUAGGCAGAUGCUCUAUCCACUGAGCCAAACCGGCUAGGGCCAAAAGCAGGCUUUAAAGAAAACCUCUUGAGUUAUUUCCAGAGAGAAAAACAAAACAAAAAACGUUUGCCAGAAAUAA